AUGGCUGCCUUCAAAUACAACACUGUAAAUUUCAUAUUUUCCGUUUCUUAUUUGAUUUUUAUAUUCUCCGCCCAUAGUUCCAAGGCGGAGCUCCGGAGACUACAGCAGCCGGCGAAACCCGAUGGUACGCUAAGCUUUCUCGUCGUCGGAGACUGGGGAAGAAGAGGCUCCUUUAAUCAGUCCCACGUAGCUCUUCAGAUGGGAGAAAUUGGAGAAAAAUUAGAUAUUGAUUUUGUUAUUUCUACCGGCGACAAUUUUUACGACAAUGGAUUAACUGGCUUGCACGAUCCUGCAUUUCAAGAUUCUUUCACCAGCAUUUAUACCGCGCAGAGCUUGCAGAAACCUUGGUAUUCUGUUUUAGGAAAUCAUGACUAUAGAGGUGACGUCAGGGCACAACUUAGUCCAAUGCUCAGGGCUUUGGACAAGAGAUGGAUUUGCAUGAGAUCUUUCGUUGUUGAUGCUGAGAUCGUCGAUUUUUUCUUCGUCGACACAACUCCGUUCGCUGAUAAAUACUUUGUCCAACCAAAUGAGCACGUUUAUGACUGGAGAGGCGUCUUACCCAGACAGACAUAUCUGGACAAUCUCUUACAGGACGUGGACGUGGCAUUGAGAGAGUCAUCUGCAAAUUGGAAAAUAGUGAUUGGGCACCACACAAUCAAAAGCGCAGGCCACCACGGGAACACCAUUGAGUUGGAGAAGCAGCUUUUGCCUAUUCUCUACGCGAAUGGAGUGGAUCUCUACGUAAACGGGCAUGAUCAUUGCUUAGAGCAUAUUAGCAGCGCGGACAGUAAAAUACAGUUUAUGACGAGUGGAGGUGGAUCAAAGGCGUGGAAAGGUGACGUGAACCAAUUGGAUCCACAAGAGCUGAGGUUUUACUACGACGGACAAGGAUUCAUGUCGGUUCACAUCUCGGAAACUGAACUGCGUGUCGUUUUCUAUGAUGUUUCUGGCCACAUUUUGCAUCAUUGGAAGACUUACAAGGAUGAGCUUUAUUUCGCUUCUUACUGA
Messenger RNA from Microthlaspi erraticum, 1008 nucleotides. Lineage: Eukaryota; Viridiplantae; Streptophyta; Magnoliopsida; Brassicales; Brassicaceae. The record is from the annotation of a GenBank genome assembly.